Coniosporium apollinis CBS 100218 is the source of this 1452-nucleotide messenger RNA. RefSeq lists its product as uncharacterized. The transcript has a single exon. The record is from RefSeq and is a predicted model, not a curated record. Gene Ontology annotation, molecular function: transmembrane transporter activity. Lineage: Eukaryota; Fungi; Ascomycota; Dothideomycetes. Gene Ontology annotation, biological process: transmembrane transport. The coding region runs from base 1 to 1452 and encodes 483 amino acids.
AUGGAGGGACUAGAUACGCUCCAGCGCGUCACGAGUCAACUACCAAUAUGCGGCUACCAAGAUGUUAAACCACUUGGCCUCCGCUGGCGCUCAAACACUCUUUUCAUCAUCAGCACUGUAGCCGUGGGCUUGUUCACGGAUCUCUUUCUCUAUGGUCUCAUCGUACCGGUCCUACCGUUCAUGCUCAAGGAUCGCGUGGGCCUUCCUCAGGACCAGGUGCAAACCCACACCUCAGUAUUACUGGCACUUUAUGCUGCCGCAUCCGUCGUCUUCUCCCCUGUGGCGGGCGUCUUUGCGGACAGGAUGACGUCCCGCCAGCUGCCAUUCCUCUUUGGUCUCGUCGCGCUGCUGCUGGCCACCAUCAUACUGGCAAUAGGCCAGAGUAUAGCGGUACUCGCCAUCGCCCGCAUCCUACAGGGUGUCAGCGGCGCAGUUGUCUGGACGAUUGGUCUUGCCAUGUGUAUAGAGACAGUCGGCCCGGAGAACCUAGGUAAAACUAUCGGAACGAUCUUCAGCAUCAUUUCCGUGGGCACGUUGGCAGCGCCGGUCCUAGGCGGGAUCUUAUACGACAAGACCGGCUACGAAGGCGUCUUCGGCGUCGGUGUAGCUUUCCUAGCCAUCGACUUCAUCAUGCGGCUACUAGUCGUCGAGAAAAAGAUCGCCAAGCGGUACGAGAGCAAGGAUGGCGAGCGUCAACAAGACGAAGAAGAAGGACCAGAUACCGAAGAAACGCCUCUACUCAGCAGCUCCGAGAACUCGAAAUAUAAGCUCCCAGAAACACGCUCGAGGAUCGUCAGAGCAGUGCCCAUCCUCGCCUGCAUUACCGACCGCUCCAUCCUAGCCGCUCUCCUCGUCUGCCUCAUCCAAGCCACCCUCCUCGGCUCAUUCGACGCAACUAUCCCGACCAUUGCCUCGGACUACUACGGCUUUGACUCCCUGCACGACGGCCUGCUUUUCCUCCCACUCGGCGCAGCUGACCUCAUCGUUGGCCCAAUCGCCGGCUGGGCUACCGACCGCUUCGGCACUAAAGUUGUUGCAGCAGUAGGCUACUUCUACCUCGUACCCGUUUUGAUCCUCCUGCGGCUCCCGCACCCAGGCGACAUCAAGCAAGUCAUCUUCUAUGGCGCCACGCUGGCGCUUUGCGGCGUAGGCGAGGCGAUCGUCGGCGCACCGUCAAUCGUCGAAGCAGGUGCUGUGGUGCAGAGGUAUCACAGGGCCAAUCCGGGCUUCUUUGGUGAGGAGGGCCCGUAUGCUCAGCUGUAUGGCGCCAAUUCUAUGGUAUUUAGUGCGGGACUUACGCUUGGACCGCUGGUUGCGGGUGGGCUGAAGGAUAAGAUUGGGUAUGGGAAUAUGAAUGCGGUGAUUGCGGUGGUUUGUUUUGUCACGGCUGUGGUGUCGUUCUUGUUUAUUGGAGGUAAGCCGAGCUUGCCGUGGAGGUCAUGGUCGAGGUGA